AUGGCCAAUAAUCGUGUUCCGAUCAACUACGAAGUUCCUUCUUUCCCGUCGUUGUAUGAUCCCCUGCCGUCGCAUCACCAGCAAGCGUAUUACCUAUACUACACAAAGGAUAUAUGGCGCUUCACACUGUUCUGGACGCUGGUGUUCUAUGCUGCAACCCAUCUUACAGUCGCCGGCUGCGCUGUAUUGACACACUUCCGUAAUUGGAACGUGAUAUGGAUUGUACCAUUAGUGUAUAGUUUCAUUGCAGGGUUGGAAGGCCUUCUGGCUGGAAGUCGAGUUGCAGCUGAUUUCUCUGGGUUUAGUCUCGGGGCAGUUUAUGAAGCAGGCAAUUUCAGGAUGUCGACUUGGCUACCUGUGAUAUGGGGUGGUGUCAAUGUCAUGGUCCUAAUUGUCACUAGCUUUCCUAUGCAAGGCGGUCUCUGA
Messenger RNA from Penicillium soppii, 426 nucleotides. RefSeq lists its product as uncharacterized. Bases 1 to 426 code for a protein of 141 amino acids. The transcript is spliced from 2 exons. NCBI's taxonomy places the organism in Eukaryota, Fungi, Ascomycota, Eurotiomycetes, Eurotiales, Aspergillaceae. The record is from RefSeq and is a predicted model, not a curated record.